Messenger RNA from Apis mellifera (honey bee), 3548 nucleotides. Its product is annotated as netrin-A-like. The transcript is spliced from 7 exons. The coding region runs from base 837 to 3035 and encodes 732 amino acids. Gene Ontology annotation, molecular function: protein binding. The record is from RefSeq and is a predicted model, not a curated record. NCBI's taxonomy places the organism in Eukaryota, Metazoa, Arthropoda, Insecta, Hymenoptera, Apidae.
AACAGUUCGGAUGCACACCGUGCAAGGACGGCGAUUCAGUUAGCGGCGAGCCGCCGUCCGUGGAGGAUCGUUGAUCGUCGAUUUUUCUUCCUUCUCCUCGGGUCGCAUCGCUUCGGCCCGAGCGGCGUGCCGCGUACCGUGUCUUUUCGAGGUAUACACACGUUUCAACGAUUCGCGUUCGAGCGAAACUGUCGCGUGUAACGCGCGCACGCGCCCCUACCGCAUCUCGUUACGAUCGUACCGUACUCGCUCAGGAAUGAAAUUGACACGCGCGUUCCGCGUUCUGAACAUCGAAUACACCUGAGUGAAUACACCUCUCGAUGAAAUUUAUCGAAGCUGCUUUCCCGGCAAUCGUCUCGACGGGCAACAACAACAACAACGUUCGAAAAUAUUCGAGAGUAUUGAAUCGAAGAGGCGAGCUUUCGAGAAGAAUUCGCGAAAUAAUGCAAGUAAAGGAAGAACGAUCGAAGGAAGCGGGCUCGCUAGUCGGCAUCGACGCGUUGAACGAAUCGUAAAAUCGAUCGCGUCGCGAGAUGACGACCAGCCGAGAAGCGUAAGAUCGAGAGUUCUCUGUUGGAGAGAGGAUCGAACGGGAUCGCAACCCUCGUCGUUCUUCCGUUAUCGGGAGAAGAACGGAGCGAGGAAAUAAUCGUCGGACGAAAGAAGGACGGUUUGCGCGCGUAGGUGACACAGUAAGGGGCUGUGCGGGUAAGAAGGGACGAGGAGAGGCGAGGCAGAGCGAGAGGGAAAGGGGGAAGGAGGGCGGGAAGGGAGAAGGGAAGGGAGAAGAGAGGAGAUAAAAUCGGCCGGCGCGCGAAAUAACACCACGGUCGAAGAUGAGGAGCGGAUCGAGGGACGCGCGAUUCCUCGUCGGGAUCAUUUGCGGAGUGAUCGUGGGUAUCGAUCGCGGCUACGCGUUGGGGGGGAGCGAGAUCUACGCGAAAACGUUCCCCAGCCAGCAGCACCCAUCGGAUCCGUGCUACGACGAGGACAGGCCGCGACGGUGCAUACCGAAUUUCGUGAACGCGGCGUUCGGCGCGGCGAUCGAGGCCUCCUCGACCUGCGGGAGCGGCGGGCCCACGAGGUAUUGCGACGUGGUCGAGCAGCCGGGAGGUAGCACCGGCAUAGGUCAGUGCCACAUCUGCGACGACAGCACGCCGCGGCGCCGUUUCCCCGCGAGCUACCUCACGGACGUGAGCAACCCCAACAACGUGACCUGCUGGCGGAGCGAGCCGCUCGUCACGUCGCAGAGUUUCUCCGCGCCGCCCGACAACGUGACCUUGACCCUCUCCCUGGGCAAGAAGUACGAGCUGACCUACGUCAGCCUGCAGUUCUGCCCGAAGGCGGCCAAGCCUGACUCGAUCGCGAUUUACAAGUCGAUGGACUACGGCAAGACCUGGCAACCUUUCCAAUUCUACUCGUCCCAGUGCCGCCGCGUCUACGGGAGGCCGAACCGGGCCACCAUCACGAAGGCGAACGAGCAGGAGGCGAGGUGCACGGACAGCCAUCGGUACACGGGCGGCAACGGGCUCGCGCCCGUCGGCAGGAUCGCGUUCAGCACGCUCGAGGGCCGGCCGUCGGCCUCCGACUUCGACAACUCGCCGGUGCUGCAGGACUGGGUGACGGCGACCGACGUCCGCGUCGUGUUCAACCGCCUGCACAUGCCCCAACAACCGUCCCAGGAGCAAGUGCUGCAGCUGGGCGGCGGCGACGAGCACGGCCUCGGCCUCGAGGAGCUGGCGAAACGCGAGAGGGAGCGGGAGGAGAGGCUGAAGAGCCAGAAGAGCCGGGGCUCGCUCGACCCCCUGGCCACCGCUCUGCCCUCGGUGCACCAGGUGAUCGCCCCCCAAGAGAUGCAGUCGAACGACGCGGUGGAGGAGGGCGGGGGGGGCGCUUUCGCGGCCGUCACCGUGUCCACCACGACGAGCAGCACCCUCGCAGCAGCCGGCCUCGGGACGGGCACGCUCGCCCAUCACUACGCCGUCUCCGACUUUGCCGUCGGCGGCAGGUGCAAGUGCAACGGCCACGCGGCGAGGUGUAUCCAAGGCAAGGACGGCGAGGUCGCCUGCGAGUGCAGGCACAACACCGCCGGCAGAGACUGCGAGAGAUGUCGGCCGUUCCACUUCGAUCGACCCUGGGCACGGGCCACCGCCAGGGAUGCCAACGAAUGCAAAGAGUGCAACUGCAAUCUCCACGCGAGAAAGUGCAGAUUCAACAUGGAACUGUACAAGCUGUCGGGACGCGUCAGCGGAGGCGUUUGUCUGCAGUGCCGGCAUUUUACGGCAGGAAGACACUGUCACUAUUGUCGGGAAGGUUACUACAGGGAUCCGGCCAGACCGAUCCAACAUCGCAAGGCCUGCAAACCGUGUGACUGCCAUCCGAUCGGCGCUUCCGGAAAAACUUGUAACCAAAGCACCGGCCAAUGCCCGUGUAAAGACGGCGUAACUGGCACUACUUGUAAUAGAUGCGCCAGAGGUUACCAACAGAGUAGAUCGCAUAUCGCACCUUGCAUCAAAAUACCGAGAGUUGUGCAGACUCAAGGCACGGCCGGCGAGGAGAGCGGGGAGCACGAAGACGACGACGACGAUCGCGGUUACGACGGACGAGCCGACCAAUGUGGAAAAUGUCGAGCCAGCACCAAGAGAUUAAACCUAAACAAGUAUUGCAAAAGAGAUUAUGCUAUUCUGGGCAGAAUAACAGACAGGCACAAAAAGAACGAUGGCUCCUCGGCUGGAACAAGCGUUUCCGGUUCGGUCUGGAUCCGCUUCACUUUGAACGUUGAUUUCAUAUAUAAAAAAUCCCCGAAUUCGAGGAUUCGCCGUGGCGAUGUGUUCCUUUACGUGCAUUCGGCUGAUCUGGCCUGUAGAUGCCCGAAAAUCAAGCCAAAUAGGUCGUACUUGAUUCUUGGCCAAGAGAGCGACGGUGGGGGUCAAGGUGGGCUGACGGUGACGCAGAGGUCGAUCGUGAUCGAGUGGCGCGACGAGUGGCAUCGUAGAAUGCGACGUUUCCAACGGAGGGCGAAAUCGUGCCAUUGAACUAAUUCUCAUCGCACCGAGGAAAAUUAGACGAGGGGAAAGAGGGGAGGAUGAAGCGAGCAGCGGAGUGGACGGAGAGGGGAGUGGAGGGGAGAAGAGAGGCAAGCGAGAGAGAUAGAGAAAGAGGAGAGAGAGAGAGAGAAAAAUAACAAGAUAGAAGCUUAAAACCUUUUGCUCGUAUAUGUAUUUAGAAAAAAAAAGGUGCACAUUCAUUUUCAAAAACUGCCAAUAGUAAUGUAACUAAUAUACCAAUUAUAUCCAACUUCUCACGCACGAAUAUAAAAAUACUCUCGACGACGUCCUAAGAUUAAUGAUAAGUAAACGAAGAAACGUAAAAGCGUGGAGUGAAAUGUAAGUGAGAGAUGCGCGAACCGAAACUUUUUUCUGUGUUUUUUUUUUCUAUUUUCCCCCCUUAAGUUGUACAGAAACUUAUAAUUUAUUCAGAGAUCGUGAUUAAAAUAAAUUAAUUGAACAUCUGUAUAGAAGAUUAUAAACAUCUGUUUAUAACCUUUA